AUGUCAAGAGUAGUAGUUAAAUUUCUUUUAAAUGGAAAAUGUGUUGCAAAUAAACCACUAAAUUCACAAGACAAUCUGAAAAUCGCAAGAGAGAAAAUAAAAGGAAAGAUGCUUGACUCACAACACUUUUUAACAAAAGAUGGAGAUUUAAUUGAUGUAAACGAUGAAGAGAGUUAUACUAUAGGAGAUGUAAUUGAUGAGAAAAGAAUAAUAAAUAUUAAAGGAACAGAAGUUAAAAUAGGAAUAAGAAUAAAGAUAAAUGAUAAAGUACUUACCACUAUUGAAAUAGACAAUAAAACAACGAUAAACAUUAUUAGAACAUUAGUUCAAAAUAUACCAGAAUCAGCACAUUUCUACACACUUGACAAUGACAAAAUUGAACGAGAUGAAGAAGAAGAAUUUACUGUAGAAGAUAUAAUAAAUAAUGAAGAAAUUAAUCUUAAAGAAGAAAAAGAAAAUAUACCAGAAAUAAAUGAUAUAACAAUUGGAAUAUGUUUGAAUGGGAAACCACUGAUAAAAAAACAAUUCAACAAGACUAAUUCUCUUUCAGAUGUUAGAAAAGAAAUUGAAAAUGUAAAACAAAUUCCAAAAGACUUUGUGUUUGAAGAUCUAGAAGGAUUUAAAAUACCAAUUGAUGAUGAACAAUCAUUAAAAUUAACAUCUAUUUUGUAUAACAAUAAGAUCAAUAUAACAACAGAAGUUACAGGUGUGUCUGAACCAAGUACUACCACAUCUCU
Messenger RNA from Entamoeba histolytica HM-1:IMSS, 737 nucleotides. RefSeq lists its product as uncharacterized. The annotation marks the transcript as partial. The record is from RefSeq and is a predicted model, not a curated record. The transcript has a single exon. NCBI's taxonomy places the organism in Eukaryota, Evosea, Mastigamoebida, Endamoebidae.